AUGCCACUGCCAGUACAUGCGGACCAAGCAGUCCCAGUCUAUGGAAACUAUCAUGGAUAUUACUCCAAGCGUCCCUUCAUCCAAGAUCCACGAUUGGCUUUGCUCCCCGCUGAAUUCUUCGUGGGUAAGCGAGUUCUGGAUGUUGGAUGCAAUGAAGGCUGGGUGACUUGUGAAAUAGGACAGUCCAGGGGAGCGCGUCAGGUCGUUGGAGUUGAUAUCGACGAUACUCUUAUCAGGGCCGCCUGGAAGAGAAGGCGCACUGUCUGGAGUCUUCAGUCUCCCGAAUGUGGACAUCUCCGUGAGGAAAGUUGCCCUCCGCCCAAACGACAACGAGUCCUCGGUGAUGCGCCCACUACGGACCAUAGUGCUCACAAUUAUUUCCCUGCAUCGUGCGAACAUAGCUAUGGUUCUUUGCCCAUCCCAAAUAGAGGUUGCGGUGCUUUCCCGCACAAUGUCACCUUCCGAACAGUUGACUGGGUUAAGGAUGAGAUACCGGAUGAUCCCAAUCAAUACGACAUUGUUUUAGGGUUCUCUAUCUCGAAAUGGAUUCAUCUAAAUAAUAAGGACGAAGGGCUGAAGGAAUUUUUCUACCGAGUUCACCAAUGUCUAAAAAUGGGGGGUAUUUUCGUCCUUGAGCCACAACCCUGGGACACUUACUCAAAGGCUCGAAGGAUGAGCGAGACUCUCAAAGAGAACGCAAAAUAUUUACAACUCCGUCCAGAUGGCUUUGGGGAACUACUUCAGGAGCUCGGAUUUAGUCACGGUCAGCGCCUGGGAGUAACUGGCAAAGGCGGUUUCCGUCGCCCUGUUGAUGUCUACUUGAAGCAGCGAUAA
Messenger RNA from Suillus plorans, 834 nucleotides. Its product is annotated as Bicoid-interacting protein 3-domain-containing protein. Bases 1 to 834 code for a protein of 277 amino acids. The record is from RefSeq and is a predicted model, not a curated record. Gene Ontology annotation, biological process: snRNA modification. The transcript has 5 exons. Gene Ontology annotation, molecular function: snRNA binding; RNA methyltransferase activity; S-adenosylmethionine-dependent methyltransferase activity. NCBI's taxonomy places the organism in Eukaryota, Fungi, Basidiomycota, Agaricomycetes, Boletales, Suillaceae.